AUGGCACCCGUGCCGGAAUACGAGCCGCUUCGUGAUGAAGCGCAGGUCGACGACGACGAGGACGAUGUGUCUAUCAGCGAUGGCGAGAGCACACAGCCCACUUCCAGCUUCUCAUGGCUAGAAUACUCUAUCUUUCUGCUGCUGGGUAUAGCUAUGCUGUGGGCUUGGAACAUGUUCCUUGCUGCUGCUCCCUAUUUCCAACAUCGAUUCCAGUCUAGCGAAUGGGCCUCUGCACAUUUCCAAUCCUCCAUCCUUUCCGUCUCUACAGUGACGAACCUUGGGUCCGUGAUUGUACUAGCUAAAUCACAACGCAACGCUUCAUACGAAAGUCGAAUAUCGUUAUCACUCACCAUAAACGUGGUGGUAUUCACUCUCCUGGCAUUUUCAGUGUUGGCCAGAAAUGCAUCGGUGGGAGCCUAUUUCUUCUUCUUGAUGGUCAUGGUGUUCGGGGCAAGUCUCGCUACGGGUAUCAAUCAGAAUGGCGUUUUCGCAUAUGUCUCUCGAUUCGGACGUGAGGAGUACGUCCAGGCUAUCAUGGCCGGUCAGGGCGUCGCUGGUGUCUUUCCCUGUAUUGUACAGAUCGUUUCGGUCCUCGCGGUACCAGAAAGGAAACAAGGACCACCAGGCGCGGGCGAGCAGGAAUCGCCCAAAUCCGCUUUUGCAUAUUUCAUCACCGCUUCAUUAAUAGCUGCAGUGACACUGGCAGCAUUUUGCUACCUCGCAAGACAACAAUCUCGCCAUGGCCCAAAGCUAGUCCCCGACGAUGAGCCUGAACCGGAUCUCACCGGCCACAAGACCGUCGGACUCUGGGCCCUCUUCAGAAAGCUCCAUUGGAUGGCACUUGCUAUUUUCCUCUGUUUUGCUCUCACGAUGGUAUUUCCCGUUUUCACGGAAAAAAUCAAGUCUGUUCGCGAUCCAGCUUCUGCCCCUCGAUUAUUCCAACCAGCCAUCUUUAUCCCACUUGCUUUCCUGAUCUGGAAUCUGGGCGAUCUCCUUGGUCGAAUGUCCGUUUUGCUUCCCAGCCUUUCACUUACGCAUUAUCCUUGGGCGUUAUUCGUCAUUGCUGUUUCGCGUAUCAUCGUCAUCCCGCUUUAUUUCUUAUGCAAUGUCCACGGAAAUGGUGCUGUCGUGAACAGCGACGCGUUCUACCUCGCAGUGCAAUUCCUCUUCGGAAUCGCCAACGGAUACCUGGGGAGCAGUUGCAUGAUGGGUGCCGGACAGUGGGUUGCUGUCGAGGAGAGGGAAGCUGCCGGUGGAUUCAUGACAUUGAUGCUUGUAGGAGGGUUGACGGUGGGUAGUCUGCUUAGCUUUUUGGCUUCGUCUGCAUCUACAUGA
Molecule: messenger RNA, 1335 nt
Organism: Paecilomyces variotii
Lineage: Eukaryota; Fungi; Ascomycota; Eurotiomycetes; Eurotiales; Thermoascaceae
Product: nucleoside transporter
Exons: 2
Coding region: 1-1335 (444 amino acids)
Biological process (GO): nucleoside transmembrane transport
Cellular component (GO): plasma membrane; fungal-type vacuole membrane
Molecular function (GO): nicotinamide riboside transmembrane transporter activity; nucleobase transmembrane transporter activity
Source: RefSeq, a predicted model, not a curated record